AUGUCUGAGUUUAUUUUGGAGGAGGUGAAGCAGAAGUUUCAGUCACUUUCACAGCGUGCUCAGCCAUCCGCUGCUGCCGCGGGUCUCAUAUCAGGAGCUGAAACUACACAGUCGGGCGUAGGAAACGAUCACACUCCAACGGGAAACGCAAAGUUCAAAGCCAUGAUCGCAAAGGAGCGUCUGCUUCACCUCGAGGGACGCUACGACAAGUUUUACGAUGACCUGAAGCAGUCGCAAGAGAGAAUGGCUGAGCUAUCAGUCCGUAUUGCUCGUCUCGAUUUCACCACCAUCAAUCACGAAGAAAUCAUCGAUCUGCUCAACAAGGCCUUGGCGAUCUUGGGUGAACUGCAGAAGCAGUGGGGUAAACUCGUGAACUUCUUCGGUCAAAUUCAGGCUUUGGUCCAGGUCACAGUAAAGGAAACGCUAAUACCGUUCGUUGAACAGGCAUCUUCUCAGCUCGAUACUAAGAAACUCACAGUGGAGGACAGGAAUAUAGUUCUCGACCUCCUGAAAGAGCAAACGAUCGCAAUCCACCGUUCAACAUACAUGGUCUUCAUCAUGGCACGCACGUACGUUGACAUGUCCGACAAAUAUCUGAUGAAUCAAAUCGCCGGUCUGUCGAAAAUGCUGGCAGCAACUACUGAUACUCAGCGUAAUCAACUCAAGUCCCAGCUGUUCCAGACGUCUACCACACUCGCCGAAGAAGUAGGCAAAAUGGCUCUAGAGCGGAAACAGCAGUACCACGAACGAAUCAAUAAUCGUCUAAGCGAAGUGAACGACUUCCUGAAGAACCUCGGCGGAGUCACAGCUGAAGACGAGAAGAUGGCAAAAGAGGGAGCGAAACUUGCGGGCAUGGUAGACGAAGACGGUGACGAUGUUUACCUCGUCAGCGGAAUAAAACUCCCUGGACUCGACAAGUAG
This is a messenger RNA of Didymodactylos carnosus, 921 nucleotides long. The record is from the annotation of a GenBank genome assembly. Lineage: Eukaryota; Metazoa; Rotifera; Eurotatoria; Philodinida; Philodinidae.